Messenger RNA from Capronia coronata CBS 617.96, 1512 nucleotides. RefSeq lists its product as uncharacterized. The coding region runs from base 1 to 1512 and encodes 503 amino acids. The transcript has a single exon. Gene Ontology annotation, biological process: transmembrane transport. NCBI's taxonomy places the organism in Eukaryota, Fungi, Ascomycota, Eurotiomycetes, Chaetothyriales, Herpotrichiellaceae. The record is from RefSeq and is a predicted model, not a curated record. Gene Ontology annotation, molecular function: transmembrane transporter activity. Gene Ontology annotation, cellular component: membrane.
AUGGACUCUUCCAAAGACAUGAAGAUCAGUGCCGAUAUCGAGAUGGCCUCUCCCAAGGACCUCGAACAUGUUGCAAGCAAGACCAUGGGUGAUGUCAUUGCCAUUGAUGGCCAGGACUCUACUCUCCUCCGCAAGAUCGACUGGAGGAUCGUUCCCAUCAUGUUCGCCUGCUAUUUCCUGCAAUUCCUCGACAAAGUCGUCAUCAACUAUGCCAACGUCAUGGGCCUUGCUCAAGACCUGAACUUGCGGGGCAACGACUUCUCUUGGAUGGCGACGGCCUUUUUCAUCGGCUCUGCCAUCGCCGAAUUUCCCCAAGGGUACCUUUUGCAAAAGUUCCCGUUGGCCAAAGUCUUGGGGUGCAACGUCAUGUGCUGGGGGAUCUGCCUCUGUUGCUCGGCCGCGGCGCAAAACUUCGCCGGUAUCGUUGCCCUCCGCACUCUCCUGGGCUGUUUCGAGUCGGUCAUCAGUCCCGCCCUGGUCAUGUCCACGUCGCAGUGGUACACCAAACGUGAGGCUGGACCGAGGUACGGCUUCUGGUACUGUGGUCUCGGGGCCGGCCAGAUUCUGGGCGGGUUGAUCUCGUUCGCGGCCCAGCACGGGGCCAGAAAUGCGUCCUUUAGCGGAUGGAGAAUCAUGAUGGUCGCCGUGGGCGCGUUCAACAUCUGCAUCGCCGUCAUCGUGCUCGUGUUUCUGCCGGACAGCGUGGAUGGCGCUCGCUUCCUCAGUGAGGACGAAAAGGCUGCCAUCCGUCGCAAAUUGAUCCUGGACCAAGGCGGCAACGGGGCCAAAGUCUUCCGGCCGGCCUCGCUCGGCGAAAUCUUCCUCGACCUGCAGGUCUGGCUGCUGCUGCUGCUGACCAUUCUCACCGUCAUUCCCAGCGGCGUCAUCACGACCUUCUCGGCCACGCUCAUCCGUGGCUUCGGCUACGACUCGAAGCAAGCUGCGCUGUUGAACAUGCCGUCGGGCGUCGUGAGCAUUGUCUCGACGUUGAUGGGUACCCUGGCCAUCCUCCGCGGCUUCCCGCGCUGGCUAGGCAUCGUGGUGCUGCUCGUGCCGACCGUGAUCGGAGCGGGACUGAUGUCGUUCAUCGCCCAGGACAACCAGCCGGGCAAGCUGGCCGGCAUCUAUCUCAUCAACUUCAUCGUGGCUCCGCUGGCCAUCAUCUACUCUUGGGUCGGGGCCAAUACGGCCGGCUAUACCAAGCGGGUCGCCGCCAACGCUGUGGUGGCGAUCGGCUUCGCCAUUGCCAACAUCAUCGGGCCCCAGACGUUCCAGGCUCAGGAUGCACCCGACUAUCUUCCCGCCAAAAUCACCAUCUUCGCCGUCGCCGGCGCUGCCAUGCUCGUCUCGGUCCUCCUCCGCUUGCUGUAUGGAUUCCGGAAUAGGAGCAACGUGAGAAUCCGCCAGGUUCAAUUGGCCGAGUUCGCGGCGUCGGGGCUGGCGGUGGAAGAGACGGACGCUAUGCAGGAUCUGACCGAUCGCCAGAAUCCUGCGUUCGUCUAUGUUUACUAA